CCAUGUUCUCUCCUACGUCGGUUAAUGGGAUGAACCCAAAGUCUGCGUCUUUUUCAUAGUCUCUAAUAACAAAUAUAGCGCGAUGGCCUUUCUUCUGUCAACAACACGUACUGCACGGAAAACAAAGACAGCAAAACAAAGAUGCAACAAAAGUUACAAUGAAAUUAUGAAUUUAAAAAGCUUCUUGCCAAGUCUGUUUAUUUAAAUGUAUUUUAAGUGGAAAUAAAGCAAUGCGAACUAGAGUACUCUGUCCAAAACCCGCUGUUCAGUUGCGCGCUGCCGGUGUGAAAGCAGAAUAGGCGCGCGCUAUUUUUUAUUUUUCUGCUAAAGAUAAUUUCGUAACUAGACCCUACUGUAUCUUCUUAUUCUUUUUGUAUAUGUCAACCCAACAACAGCCACAAAUUCAUAUGACGCAAAAUGCUUUUUUUUCUUGCCGUGAAAGUGAAAGCGAAACUGAAUCUCCAUGAUUCCUCAAGGAAUGUGACGAACAUAACUCCGAGAGAGGCAAACCGAGUGGGAAGAGCAGUCUAGAUGAUGCCAUGGACUUCAGAAAGAGGAGAUCCGUGUCUCCUGCUCCAGAGUCCAGCUGUGUGUCUAUGAGGAGCGAUGCUUCAAUGGAUCCUCCAACUAAUUUCAGUUCAGGAGACUCUUCUGCUAAACAGAGGAAAAUUUCAAACACAAGGUCCGUGUCUCCUGCUCCAGAGUCCAGCUGUGUGUCUAUGAGGAGUGAUGCGUCAAUGGAUCCUCCAACUAAUUUCAGUUCAGGAGACUCUUCUGCUAAACGGAGGAAAAUUUCAAACACAAGGUCCGUGUCUCCUGCUCCAGAGUCCAGCUGUGUGUCUAUGAGGAGUGAUGCGUCAAUGGAUCCUCCAACUAAUUUCAGUUCAGGAGACUCUUCUGCUAAACGGAGGAAUGGACAAUAUCAUGCAUUUCACUGCUACAGUAAUGAACAGGAAGGAUCAAAGUGUUUGAAUGACGAGAUCCUGCCAGAUGCCGUCUUCAGGGAGCUCGAGGACACAAGCAUCUCUUUGAUGAAGAAAGAGCUGAGAAGAUUUGAGAAACUGCUGAAGCCAGAUUGCUCAGCAAGCUCUGUGAGAGAGGAGGAGGAGGAGGAGGAUGAAGGGCAGAGCCGAGUGAGUGAGGCAGUUCUUAGGAUUAUGCUUCAUGUCCUGCGGAAGAUGAACCAGCCAGACCUCGCUAACACACUACAGACCAAGUUGAUCUCAGUGAGCCAACAACAACUGAAAUCAAGACUGAAGCAGAAAUUUCAGAAAAUCAGUGAAGGAGUCUCAAAUCAAGGGAAUGCAACACUUCUGAACGAGAUCUACACAGAGCUUUACAUCACAGAAGGAGGGACUGGCAACACAAACAACGAGCAUGAGGUGAGAUGCAUUGAGACCUCAUUGUCCAGAGGUCUAGAGACUCAGGAACCUCCAAUCAUAUGUAAUGAAAUCUUCAGAUCCUUACCUGGACAAGACAAACCCAUCAGAAUGGUGUUGACCAAAGGAGUUGCCGGAAUAGGAAAAACCGCUUCAGUGCACAAGUUUAUUCUGGACUGGGCUGAAGGAAAAGCUAAUCAGGACGUUCACUUCAUCUUUCCGCUUCCUUUCAGAGACCUGAAUUUGAUGAAGGAGAAACAGAUGAGUCUGGUGGAGCUUCUUUGCUGUUUUUUCACAGAACUGAAACCUAUAGAAUAUAAUGACUAUAAAACUAUCUUUAUUUUUGAUGGUCUGGAUGAGUGGCGUCUUCCUUUGGAUUUCCAGAACAGUGAGAUUUUGUGGGAUGUGACCAAAUCGGCCUCAGUAGAUGUGCUGCUCACCAACCUCAUUAAGGGGAACCUCCUUCCGUCUGCUCUCAUCUGGAUCACUGCCCGACCAGCAGCAACAAAUCAGAUUCCUGCAGAGUUUGUCGACCGGGUCACAGAGGUACAAGGGUUCAGAAACCUUCAGAGGGCUGAAUAUUUUCUGAGAAAAAUAAAAGAUCACAAUCUGGCCAAUAGGAUCGUCACACACAUCCAAUCAACGAGGAGCCUUCAUGUUAUGUGCCGCAUCCCAGUGUUCUGCUGGAUCUCUGCCACUGUUCUUGAGAAAAUGUUGGGUGAAGCAAAGACUACAGAGAUUCCCAAGACUCUUACUCAAAUGUUUGCACACCUCCUGAUCGUUCAUACAAAACUGAAGACCCAGAAGUAUGAUGGGAAAUGUGAAGUAGAUCUUAAGCAGGCCAGAAAGAGCAUCUUGUCACUUGGGAAACUGGCUUUUCAACAACUGGAAAGAGGCAACCUGGUCUUCUACGAGGAGGACUUGAAACAGUGCGACAUUGAUGUCCGAGAAGCAUCCAUGUACUCUGGAGUUUGUACCCAGAUCUUUAAAGAAGAGUUUGGUCUAAAGCUAGAUAAGGUGUAUAGCUUUGUGCAUCUCAGUGUUCAAGAGUUUUUUGCUGCCUUGUUUAAGUUCCUUUGCUUUGCUCGGAAGAACAAGAAGUCCUCAAUGACAGGUUUUUUAAAGCAUGAAGUGGACCGGUCCUUGCAGAGUGAGAAUGGACACCUGGAUCUCUUCCUUCGUUUUCUGCUAGGGCUUUCGCUUAAGUCCAAUCAGACUCUACUACGGGGAUUAUUCACAAUGGCGAGAAGCUCCCAGGAUCCAUGUGAAAUUAUUGAGUACAUUAAGAGUAAAAUUAGAGAGAAUCCCUCUCCAGAGAAGUCCAUCAAUCUGUUUCACUGCCUAAAUGAGCUGAAUGACCAGUCCCUGGUGCAGGAGGUCCAAACGUACCUGAGCAGUAGAGGCACCCAUCGCCUUUCUGGAGUCAAACUCUCUCCAGCCCAGUGGUCAGCUCUCGUGUUUGUGCUGCUGAACUCUGCAGAGGACCUGGAUAAGUUUGAGCUGAGGCAAUAUGACCUGUCGGAGGAGUGUCUUUUGAGGCUGCAGCCGGUGGUCAAAGCUUCCAGAAAAGUAGAUCUGAGGGGCUGUAAUCUCACAGAUCUCAUCUGUUCAGUCCUGGCCUCUGCUCUCAGCUCGAUCUCCUCCAGUUUAAGAGAACUGGACCUCAGUGACAACAACCUCCAGGUGUCAGGAGUACAGCUUCUCUCUGUAGGACUGAGAAGUCCUCACUGUAAACUUGAGACACUGAAGUUGUGUAACUGCAGUAUUAGAAAGGAGGGCUGUGCUGCUCUGGUUUCUGCUCUUAUAUCAAACCCGUCACAUCUGAGAGAACUGAGUCUGAACUCCAAUAAACUAGGAAAUUCAGCAGUGAAGCUUAUGUCUAAACUACUGGAAGAUCCACACUGUAAACUAGAGAAACUACAGCUGUAUGACUGCAGUAUUGGAGAGGAAGGUUGUGUUGCUCUUGCUUUAUCACUGAUAUCAAACCCGUCUCAUCUGAGAGAGCUCAAUUUGAACAAUAAUGAGCCAGGAGAUUCAGGAGUGAAGCUUCUCUCUGAUCUACUGAAGGACCCACACUGCAAACUAGAGAAACUACAGCUUGAUGACAACAGAGUUGGAGAGGAAUGCUUUGCAGUUCUGGUUUCAUCUUUUAUAUCAAACCCAUCACAUUUAAGAGAACUCAGUGUGAGCCGGAACAAACCUGGUGACUCAGGAGUGAGGCUUUUGUCUGACCUUCUGAAAGAUUCAAACUGUAAACUGGAGAAACUACAGUUGGAGUGCUGCAGUAUUGGACAGGAAGGUUGUGCUGCUCUGGCUUUAGCUCUGACAUCAAAUCCUUCUCAUCUGAGAGAACUCAAUCUGAACUACAACGAACCAGGAGGCCUAGGAGUGAAGCAUCUGUCUGAUCUACUGAGGGAUUCACGCUGUAAACUGGAUAAACUAAAACUGGAAUGCAGUGGUAUUGGUGAGGAAAAUUGUGCUGCUUUGGUUUCAUCUCUUAUAUCAAACCCAUCUCAUCUGAGAGAGUUAAAUCUGAGCUGGAACAAACCAGGAGAUCAAGGAGUGCAGCCUUUGUCUGAUCUACUGAAGAACCAAGACUGCAAACUGGAGAAACUAAAGCUGUAUGACUGCAGUAUUGGAGAGGAAGGUUGUGCUGCUCUUGCUUUGGCGCUGAUAUCAAACCCAUCUCAUCUGAGAGAACUCAAUCUGAACAAUAAUGAUCUGGGAGAUUCAGGAGUGAAGCUACUAUCUGAUCUAAUGAAGGAUCCACACUGCAAACUAGAGAAACUACAGCUGGAAUACUGCAGCAUUGCUAAGAAAGGUUUUGCUGCUCUGGUAUCGGGUCUGAAAUCGAACCCGUCACACCUGAGGGAACUCAAUCUGAGCAGGAACGAAACGGGAGACUCUGGAGUGAAGAGUCUGUCUGACCUCCUGAAGCAUCCACAGUGUGAACUUGAGAAACUAGAGCUUGAUGACUGCAGUAUUGGUGAGGAAGGUUUCGCUGCUCUGGUCUCAGGUCUGAUAUCAAACCCGUCACACAUUAGAGAACUCAAUCUGAACUCCAGUAAACCAGUUUACUCAGGAGUGAAUCUACUCUGUGAUCUACUGAGAGAUCAGCGCUGCAAACUGAAGAAACUACAGCUGGAGUGCUGCGGUCUUGGAGAAGAAGGUUGUGCUGCUCUGGCUUUAGCCCUAAAAUCAAAUCCCUCUCAUCUGAGAGAACUCAAUCUGAACUACAAUGAACCAGGAGAUGCGGGAGUGAAGCUUCUGUCUAUUCUUCUGAUGAAUCCCCACUGUAAACUGGAGAAACUAGAGUUGUCCCACUGCAGUAUUACAGAGAGCAGCUGUGCUGUUCUAAGAUCAGCUCUGAGUUCAAAUCCUUCACACUUGAGGGAACUCAAUCUGAACUACAACCAGAACACUCAACAGUGACGCUGUUUUCCGAUCCACUGAAAAGUCAAACUAAAUAUAGCUAUAAACUAUAUCUACAUUUCUCAGUUUGUGUAGAACCAUAUGAGGUUCAGAUUAUAAUUUUUAUUCACAAUAAUUUAGCACUGAUCUCGUACAAAUAUGUAGCUUUUCUCAUAAUUAGAGUUAAUACAUUUUUCUUUUUGUACCCCAAAAAAUGGAAGUGAAAUGUAACAAUAUGCCACAUUGGUGGGGUACAUUGUAACAUCUGAGGGGCACAUUGUAACAUGAACAUAUAAAAAGCAAUAAAGAGCUAUCUAAACUGAUAAAUAACAGAUUGGAGAUUAAAAUAAUAGCAGAUUUGUCUCAUUUUAAAUGAAUACUAAAACUGAGAUGAAAAAUGUACUUAUGCCAGAAGUCUACUCUUGCUAUGGUAAAUCUUGGAAAUAUUUUUUAAUUUUAUCAGCUGACUGCAUGUAUAAGAACAUGAGAUCUUAAACCAUAAUAAAGACUGCGGAAGGACUUGCAAAGGCACACUUCUGUUAACGUUAACAUUUACCUAGGCAAGUCAAGAUCUGCCAGACUGUGUGCUAUAAAUACUUACAUUAUUUAUUUAUUUAUUUUCUGGAAUUUUUUUAUUAUUAUGUGUGCUUAUGUGUGCACAGUAUCGUGAAUUAUAUGGGCUCAGUUUAUCAUUUGUUUAUCAGAUGUCAUUUUGGAGUAUUUUUGCUUGUAUUUUUUUUUUUUUUUUUUAGUACUGUGCAUUCCACAAGACAAAAUAUUAACUGAACUGACACAUUCUGAACUACUUUUGGUUGUUCUGCUAGUGUGUAUCAUCUUGUAUUAUAGUGGUUAUUAUUAUUAUUUGUUUAUUAAUGUAAUAUUUUGUGAUUGUUUUCAUCUGUGAUAGUUGUUCAGAAGUCUCUGUUUGUUCUGAACAGUUGUCCACUGUUCUUCAGAAAAAUCCUCCAGUUCCUGAACAUUUUGGUUUUCCAGCAUCUUCUGCAUAUUUGAUUCCUUUCCAGAAGUGACUGUAUGACUUUGAGAUAAUCUUUUCACACCGAGGACAGUCGAAAGACUCAAACACAACUAUUACAAAAGAUGCAAACAUUUCCCUAAGAGGGAAACACUAUGCAUUACAAAUCAAGAGGAUGUAAACUUUUGUUGCUGAAGAUUAGUGCAAAUUAUUAUUUUGUCUUGUGGCAAAUAUGUGGUUUCAGAAAAGCGGUACCAAAUAAAAUAUAUUUUAUAUUCAUAUGAAUAUAAAUAAGAGACACA
Molecule: messenger RNA, 6065 nt
Organism: Carassius auratus (goldfish)
Lineage: Eukaryota; Metazoa; Chordata; Actinopteri; Cypriniformes; Cyprinidae
Product: NACHT, LRR and PYD domains-containing protein 12
Exons: 19
Coding region: 540-4811 (1423 amino acids)
Molecular function (GO): protein binding
Source: RefSeq, a predicted model, not a curated record